Messenger RNA from Truncatella angustata, 1252 nucleotides. RefSeq lists its product as uncharacterized. NCBI's taxonomy places the organism in Eukaryota, Fungi, Ascomycota, Sordariomycetes, Amphisphaeriales, Sporocadaceae. The record is from RefSeq and is a predicted model, not a curated record. The transcript is spliced from 5 exons. Bases 1 to 1101 code for a protein of 366 amino acids.
AUGACAUCAGGCGCAAUCUCGAGCAGUGCGAUCUCUGCAAGUGCCUAUGCAUUAGAUCCCCUAAUACCCACAGGUCUCGCGGCUGGUGUCGAGGCCACCUCCAUUUUUCUUUGCAUACUUACUACAAUCGUCGUUGGUCUUCGGAUAUGGGUACGAGCUGGCUAUUCGGACGCGCAGACCAGAGUCUGGGGAAUCGACGACUACCUUCUUGUGAUUGGUUUCCUUCCGUUCCUACCCUCGAUCAUCUUUAGUGUAUAUGCAACACACUAUGGAGUUGGCCUCCACGAUUCCGAUAUACCGUCACCGUACUAUGCCAUACGCGCCGCGGAGUACAUUAUAUUCUGGGAACUGAACUAUUUCAUCUCUUCAACCAUUGUGAAAUGCGCUAUUGGUUUCGCCUGUAUUCGCAUAGACCAGCGUCGGCGUAUCAGGGUCCCCAUUUUGGUCAACAUGCUCGUCAUGGUGACGACGGCAAUCUUGGCCCUGAUAUUUGUCUUCGCCAAUUGCAAGCCCUUAGCCGCCACCUGGAACCCGUACCUGGGCACAUGUCAAAAGGUGAUUACUCUGGAGACCGUUAGCUAUAUCGUAUCUUCGAUACAAAUGGCCACAGACUGGACUUGCGCAGGUGUGCCGUGGUUCAUCGUGGCAAAACUGCAGAUGUCUCGCCGGAAGAAAAUCUCCGUCAUGAUGAUAUUAGGUCUGGGUGUCCUAGCCAGCAUUGCGACUUGUGUUCGAAUGCCAUAUUUAAAAUAUUACGACACUAAUUUAUAUCCAAACGAGUUCUUGUAUCAUGUCGGUCCGAUCAUGAUAUGCUCGAAUAUCGAAUGCAGUCUUGGCAUCAUGGCCUGCUCUUUACCACCACUGAGGAAGCUCUUUAAGCAUUAUUAUGGAUCCUCCCAUAUACCGACGUCGAACAAUAGUCAAAGCGGCGGUUAUGGAGCUAAGUUGGACUCUCUUACCCCUCAUGGUCAUAAGUACAGAGCUACGGCCCGGGCUCGAGGGCGGACGGCGAAUGCUGAAUGGGAUAGCUUAGACGACGAUAACUCGAGCCGGAAAGGUAUUAUGCGCAGAAUGGAUGUCACUAUAACUACAAUAGAAUAAGGAACGUCUGUGUCAGGCUAAACAAGAGGCUUAUGAUAUGCUGCAAGACUUUGAUUCAUAUGAAGACGGUUAAGCGAUCCUGGAAACAAGGAGGUUUAAAUGUCACGUGUGUGAUUUAUCGAUUCAUAUAAGAUGAUAUUCAGUAGCCAAC